ACCAAAUAAUUUAUUUAAACGCCUGGAGUCAUCUUGGGGGUUUUGGAUAAGCAAGCUAUUUCUCCUAAAAUAACCUUGAAGAAUCAACAGGUAGGGAACACAUCAGUGCCUCAGGGCUCCGGGCAGGCCGCGGCCGGGAUGGGCGGGGCGGCCUUAGCCUCGCCCCGCCUCGCCCCUCCGCCGGAUCCGCCCAGGGUUCUGUGAAUACCCGGCUGGCUGGGAGACUCCUCGACUCUGCCUCCUGGUCUCCACUCUGGUGCGACUUCCACUCCUGAGACCGAAAACCACACCUACAGGAGUCAAAUUGGAGCUGCAGCUGCCAGCCUAUGGCACAGCAACGGCAACGUGGGAUCCAGGCCGAGUCUGUGACCUACAUCACAGCUCAUGGCAACGCUGGAUCCUUAACCCACUGAGUGAGGCCAAGGAUCAAAUCCACAUCCCCAUGGAUACUAGUCUGGUUCUUAACCCACUGAGCCACAAUGAGAACUCCAAGGAAUGCUACUGUUUUUAGAGGGUCCAUUAGGGUAAUUAAGUAGUUUCUAUGAAAGGAGUUGUUUUUGUUUGGCUGAACCUAUGGCAUGUGGAAGUUCCAGGGCCAGGGAUCAAACCAUGUGAUAGCAGUGAUCAGAGCUACAGCGGUGACCAUGCUGGGUCCUUAACCCACUGAGCCACCAGAGAACAAAAUGAGUUGUUUUUUGACAUUGCCAAUGGGCUCUUGUAAUAGUAAUCCUUAUUAUUUCAGACCACCUGAUCACACAUUUUGAACAGCACAGAGAUGAGGGAGUUUGUUACUGUAGUCGCAGAAUUUCAGCUAAAUCUCCAAGUGGAAGGCAAGGGGCACCAGCUACUCCCCAUUCUAAGGAUGUUGCCUGCAGCUCUAGGGGAAGAGGUAGCUUUCUAUCUCCAGAAUCUGCAACCUCUACUUUAUUUAGUUUUUAAAUUUAUAUUCUUUUUGGCCACACCUGAGGCAAAUGGAAGUUCCCAGGCCAGGAAUGUGAGCUGUAGCCGCAACCUAUGCCACAGCUGCAGCAAUGCUGGAUCCUUAACGCACUAUGCUGGGCUGGGGAUUCAACUGGCAACUCCACAGAGACAAGCUGGAUCAUUAACCCACUGCACCAUGGCAGGAACUCCUCCACUUUGCAUUGAACAGCUGGCUAAGUGGACUCUCAGCUGGGGAAUGAAAUACCUGUUUCCUCUUCUCUUGCAGGUCCUUUCUUUCCCUGGGUUCAGGGAGGAAAACAGCUCACCCUCUACACUGCAUCACUUCUCAAGGCCAGCCCCCAACCAUUCCACCCUGUUCCCCAGUCCUCUUCAUUUACAGAUUGGAGGUUGGAGCAAGGACAGUUGUGUGAGAGUUAGGCUAACUCUGGUAUUUCUUAGCAAGUCUGGAGGAAAGACAGGUCGUGCCUAUUUGCUGGAUGCUCUUUGUAGAACAGUGGGUUUGUCAGCCUUGUUUCUACUGGAAAUCGUCCAAGGAGGCAAUGCCCAGGUUGUACCUUAAAUCAAUUAGAUCAAAUCUCUCUGUGUGGGACACCAGCAUCAAUGGCUUUGAAAGCUUCCCAAGUGUUUCCAGUAAGCAGCCAAGAUAGAGAACUAUUGCUGGAGAAUAUGUGGGGAUGGGGGUGAGGAGAGGAGGGGAAUUUGAAGUCUUUUAUUCCACAGGUUUGGGUCUUAGCCAGAAUUCCUUGAAAUAUAUAGAUACCUCACUCCAUAUCUUGUAAAAUACACAAAAAUAAAAUUAAGGCUGAUGUUUAAUUUGUUUUGUUUUGUAGCAGAAUGUUAUGUUUACCUUUCAGUGAAGGUUCAAGAUUAUACUUGGGACUUUUUCUGAAUGCUCGAGAUGGCUGCCCAGUGUGUCACGAAGGUGGAGCUGAAUAUUUCUUGUGACAAUCUUUUGGAUAAAGAUGUAGGGUCAAAGUCAGACCCUUUAUGUGUGCUAUUUUUGAAUACAAGUGGUCAGCAGUGGUAUGAGGUUGAGCGCACUGAAAGGAUUAAGAAUUGCCUGAAUCCCAAAUUUUCCAAGACAUUUAUUAUUGAUUACUACUUUGAAGUGGUUCAGAAAUUGAAAUUUGGAAUUUAUGACAUCGACAACAAAACUAUUGAGCUGAGCGAUGAUGACUUCUUGGGAGAAUUUGAAUGUACCCUUGGACAAAUUGUUUCCAGUAAGAAGCUGACUCGACCACUAGUGCUUAAAAACGGCAGACCUGCAGGAAAAGGAAGCAUUACGAUUUCAGCUGAAGAAAUAAAGGAUAACAGAGUCGUCUUGUUUGAGAUGGAAGCAAGAAAACUGGAUAAUAAGGACUUAUUUGGAAAGUCAGAUCCAUACCUGGAAUUCCACAAGCAAACAUCUGAUGGAAAUUGGUUAAUGGUUCAUCGAACAGAGGUUAUUAAAAACAACUUGAAUCCUGUUUGGAGGCCUUUUAAAAUCUCUCUUAACUCCCUAUGCUAUGGAGAUAUGGAUAAAACUAUUAAGGUAGAGUGUUAUGAUUAUGACAAUGAUGGGUCACAUGAUCUCAUUGGAACAUUUCAAACCACCAUGACAAAACUGAAAGAAGCCUCCAGAAACUCACCUAUUGAAUUUGAAUGCAUAAAUGAAAAAAAGAAGCAAAAGAAGAAAAGCUAUAAGAAUUCUGGAAUUAUCAGCGUGAAACAGUGUGAGAUUACAGUGGAAUGUACAUUCCUUGACUAUGUCAUGGGAGGAUGUCAACUGAAUUUUACUGUGGGAGUGGACUUCACCGGCUCCAAUGGUGACCCAAGGUCUCCCAACUCCCUUCAUUACAUCAGCCCCAAUGGUGUUAAUGAGUAUUUGACUGCUAUCUGGUCUGUGGGACUGGUCAUUCAAGAUUAUGAUGCUGAUAAGAUGUUUCCAGCUUUUGGUUUUGGAGCUCAGAUUCCUCCUCAGUGGCAGGUUUCACAUGAAUUUCCAAUCAACUUUAAUCCAUCCAAUCCCUACUGUAAUGGAAUCCAAGGCAUUAUAGAGGCAUAUCGGGCCUGCCUUCCUCAGAUAAAACUCUAUGGACCAACUAAUUUUUCUCCAAUCAUAAAUCAUGUGGCUAAGUUUGCUGCUGCAGCCACACAACAACAUACGGCUUCUCAAUAUUUUGUGCUCUUAAUCAUUACUGAUGGCGUGAUCACAGACCUUGAUGAGACCAGACAAGCUAUUGUUAAUGCUGCCAAGCUGCCUAUGUCCAUCAUCAUUGUUGGGGUUGGAGGUGCUGACUUUAGUGCCAUGGAAUUUCUGGAUGCCGAUGGUGGAAGUCUCCGCUCCCCGUCAGGCGAGGUGGCCAUCAGGGACAUCGUCCAGUUUGUGCCUUUCAGACAGUUCCAGAACGCUCCAAAAGAAGCGCUUGCUCAGUGUGUGUUGGCGGAGAUCCCCCAGCAGGUGGUGGGCUACUUCAACGCAUACAAACUCCUUCCUCCCAAGAAUCCUGCUGCCAAAUGAAAAGAGCCCUGGUUGCCUGAGCAGAAUUCAGUGUUGUGUGGAGCAACGGAUUUCUCUCUGACCCCAGAAAAUGAAUCUAUCGUUUUACACCCUUUUCACGAACCCCAGCAGUUAUGAUGCAAACCUCGUUCUCUAUGGAUUAUGUCUGUUUAAAGCAUUCUUUUCAUGCUUUUUUUAGGAGGAAAGUGCUAAAUUAAUCUUUGCCCAAUCAAUUCCGUGAUUGCUAGUGAUUUACAGUAAUUGCAGCGAGGCUGUUUUGAUUAGAAACUGGUGUGAGAAAAGCGAAUUUUGUAGUGGUGGUUGUUGGACGUUCAUAUGAUAAAAACCAGUAUUUUUAUACUGGUUUUGAGUGUUUGUCAAUAGAUAGAAUGGAAAAUUGUUAGAGUGCUGUGAUUUACAGGUUGCUGUACUUUGCUGUAGGCAAUAUAUGUUUUAUAUAGGCCAGUGUCCAUACUUAAUGACAGAGCCUCUUAAAUCAAGACGAUAUUGAAUUUGUUCCUAGAACUAUAUUUAGUACUUUUCCAUGGGAUAAGACUUCACUUGCACCUGAAUUUUGCUGCAGUUUAGGCAUACACAAUUCAAAACAGCAUGCAUUCUCAUAGGACUUCAUGAAAAGUACUGAAGAGAAUGGAAGGCAUAGAUUUAAUUCUUAAAACUGUACAAUCGACAAGGAAAAGGAACCUCAUGUAAGUAAGCCAUUUUUAUUUGCCUUCCUAGAUCUUUAUUUUCAUUGUUGAACAUUGUAAAUGUGGUCAGAUUUUGACCUUUUCAUUGACUGUAUGUGACACUCAGGACUCUGUGUCAAUGAUAGGUUGUCCUAGAUUCAACAUUAUUCAUUUAGAGUUGUAAUGGUUAGGACUGCUUUGUCCAGGAAAACUACAAGGACCAAGCAUAUAAGGGGAAAUUCAGAAUUCCACUUCCUUUCUCUUAAAGAAAUACCUUGUUAAUUAAAAAAGAUAAUUUUUAUACUUUCCUUGCUAAGGUCCCAUAUAUUGAUUUUGUACAUUGUAUAGAUUCAUUUAUUUUUUAUUUUUUUAUUUUUUGGUCUUUUUUUUUUGUCUUUUUCAGAUCCACACCUGCAGCAUAUGGAGGUUUCCAGGUUAGGGGUCCAAUCGGCGCUGUGGCUGCCAGCCUACACCACAGCCACAGCAACACAGGAUCUGAGCCUGCAACCUACACCACAACGCCGGAUCCUUGACCCACUGAGCAAGGCCAGGGAUCAAACCCGUAACCUCAUGGAUGCUAGUCAGGUUCUUUAACCACCCAGCCACAACGGGAACUCCCUGUAUAGAUUCAUUUGGAUAGUCUCUCCUUUUUUUAGUAAUAUUUUUAGUUUGAUUUUUUAAACUCAUGAUCAUGGUUAUUAAUCAAAAUCACAUUUUACAUUUUAGUAAUGAUUAUUUCCUAAGCCCAGAAUAUAUUAUAUUGAGCAUAAAACCCAUUAUACCUUAAAAAAAAAAAAAAUCCCACUGCUGAAUAGGAUAGAGUGGACUUUACAUGCUUUUUUUUCCGAGCAGAAUUUUUUUUUUCUGAUUUUUACCCUUUAGAACAUAAUACUUAGCAAACAUUACCUUUUCAGAAUAGAUUCAGUAACACUUUAUUGAGGACCUGUGUGCCAAGUAUAUGCAUAUCUGUAUAUUGGCCAAUCAUCUUGAACAAUUUAACAUUGAGAAUUACAUGUUUGUCCCAUACCCUUAAGUGAAUGCACCUUGUACCAGGCUGACGAGCCAUUCAGUCUUAUUGAAAGCUUGCACCACAGCUGGUGUCUCUCAUUCCCUGAAAGGUCAGCCAUGAACAGCAUUUGGCUUCCCAGAAAUAGCUGGUGGAGUUCCCGUCAUGGCUCGGUGUUUAACGAAUCCAGCUAGGAACCAUGAGAUUGUGGAUUUGAUCCCUGGCCACACUCAGUGGGUUAAGGAUCCUGAGUUGCCUUGAGCUAUGGUGUAGGUCACAGACGCGGCUGGGAUCCUGCAUUGCUGUAACUCUGGUGUAGGCUGGUAGCUACAGCUGCAAUGAGACCCCUAGCCUGGGAAACUCCAUGUGCCACAGGUGUGGCCCUAGAAAAACGAAAAAAAAAAGAAAAAAAGAAAGAAAGAAAUAGCUUGUUACUAAGGGCAGGAUCAGAGGGUAUCUGCUUGCCAUUGUGGCUGCCUAGCCUGGUGAGCAGUUACCAUUUUCUCACUUAGCUUUCUGGCCUCUGGAUAUGUAUGGUUAACCUGCAGGUACUUAACUAGUAGUCUGUUAUGCUUUAUAUGGUGUGUCUGUCUCAUUAGCUGACAAGUCAUUUGACAUCAGUUAGGGAAGGAAAAAGCUGAUGAUUCUUCCAGUAGUUGGGAGACUUUGUUGUCUAAGAUGUUCUAAUUUCAAUUCUCUUUGUGUGCUUGGAAACAGGUAUAUAUGCUGCUCUGGUUUUCAGAAUUUUCUUUUAUAAACAUAAGACUCCUUUAAAGAAGUGAUUUACAUAUAUUCUCAGUGUAUGGUAAAACAGUAGUAGAGGUUUUUUUGUUUGAAGCUGGGACACUUACCAGAGCCCUACCCACUGGGCCUCCUCCCUCUCCUUACCCAGAUCCUGGCAGCACCUGAGUCACCUGCGCAGCACACCUGGGAACCACUGGACUUGAGCAUUCAUUGUUUUCACUGGCCAAAUAACAGUACUUACUUAUGUCACCACUGUCAAAUUGAUUUGGUCUUCAUAAUUUUUUAUUCUGAUUUUAACCAGAAUUAUUCCUUUUUGAAAAUUAAUUUUGUAUUAUGCAUUCUUGAUCUGGUUCAUCAGUAGAUGCUGUUAUUCAUAAGAACUGUGAUUCCAGCAAAUUAGGAUAGUUGAUACCUUUUUGCAGUUUUGAAAAAAAGCAUUUAUAAUUUCAAAAUUAUCAUUUUAUAAAAUUCUUACAAUUUCAACAUUUCACCUCAUCACAUGCUGAUUUAAUAUUAUUUUAUAUUAAUAUAGUUAUUUUCCUAUUGUACUACCAUUCAUUCAAGUGCCAUUCGUUCUUAAAAUGCAUUUAAAGAAAAAAAACAAACCAAGUUGACUUUCACACUUCAUAUGAACAGGUAUAUUACAAAUAUAUAUUGGGGUGACAGUACCCUGGACAGAUGUAAUCUUUCUCACAGCUCCAUAUACUGAGAAAACAGUUUACCAAUUAGCAUGGUCAUGUCAUCUUGUGCUUAGAAUUAAAAGUUUUAAGAUCAUAAAAAUUUAAAGUCAGAUCAGGGAUUUACAACUGUCUACGUUGGUAGUGCCUUUGACAGCCUUUCCAGAGUAAGUUCAGGGUCCCAUUCCUGUUUCUGCUUAAUUUGACAUACUUUGCCUUUUUCAUUUUGUAAAUUUUCUGGAAAGCCAUCUUUAAUAAACAUCUCCUACUCUCUUCAUGUGUGUGGUUGAUAGUCAGUGAAGUGGUGCAUAUGGUAAACCAACAUUUUUGUUGAGAUUGAGAGAGUUGCUUUUGUGCUUUUGUGGAUGUCAUACUUGAUAAUAAGUUACUAAUAUUUGAGUUAAUGUUAAAUGUAUCUUCCAUUUGAAUUCCCUUUGGAUAAAGUUAUUACUUGAUGUGAUGUAAUAGUGCCUUGUUUUCAUUUUUAUUCUUUCUCUAAAUGUUAGCAGUUGAAGUUAGAAAUAAAGUAUAGUAUUUUAAGCAGA
Messenger RNA from Sus scrofa (pig), 7079 nucleotides. The record is from RefSeq and is a predicted model, not a curated record. Lineage: Eukaryota; Metazoa; Chordata; Mammalia; Artiodactyla; Suidae.